UGGGCGUUGUUAACCCAGGCCACGCUUUUGAUAGUUUCGGCCAGCAAAGAAAGCUGUAAAGCAAGGCCCUCAGUCCACACCACUGCUGUGUGUUGUAUCGCAAUCAGUCCAAUGUUGUCGUCUAUUCGUCCAGCAGAUGACGCCAUUUGUUUUGCAGCGGCUCAGUGAGCCAUGCGACACUUCUCCAAGUGCCAUCAUCCUUCUUCCUACUACGCAUGCGCUUAACGAUCCCAUUCUUGUGCUGCAGGCAGCAUUCCGGGUGGAGCGCGAGAAAAAGACGUGUUUCUAAGGCCUUAUACCGAAACAACAUUAGGAUCUUAUUUAUCCACAUCACCUGCAGCCUUAAUACAGAAUAUGGCCUUUCCAGGGCAGAUCCCAGGAAAAGUUUUGGAGAUGUGAUCUGGCCUCCAUCCUUCUCCAAUUGCUGCUUUAAUUGCUGUGCCUCCAAACCACCAUUUUAAAAACAACAGGAGUGGUUUGGCUCAAAGUAAAAACCCAAGUAAAAGGCACGAGUAAACUUUCCCCAGCUGCUGCCCAGACACACAUGGUGCAUUGGUGCCAUUCCCAAAGCCAAACUCUAUCAGUCUCGAGGGCACAGCCACUAGCUUGCUGGUGUGCUUCCAGAAGAAGAAGGACAGUCCUUUUGGGUUAAUUGUGUUUCGGGUAACUAACCUCCAUCCAAGUAGUAGAGUUGACUGGUCUUUCUUGCUGCUGUGAGCAUUCAGGAUUACUGACAAUCAUCCAUCUUUUAAGUGAAAAGACUGACAAAGGUAGAGAAGUUGAUUCUUAAAAGCUAGGUUAAUGGAAUCCAACAUGGAGAGCUGCCUAGCCCAGGUUCUACAGAAAGAUGUAGGCCGUCGUCUUCAGGUGGGGCAAGAGAUUGUCGACUACAUCUUGGACAAGGAGAAGUCUCAUGACCUUGAGCAGGAUCAGACUGCUCUUGAUAAGAUGGUUGAUGGCAUUGCCAGCUCCUGGGUGAACUCCAGCAACUUCAAGGUAGCUCUGCUCGGCUUGGAUCUCCUGUCUGCUUUAGUGACAAGGUUAGAAGAGAGAUUCCGGGCCCAUGUGGGAACAGCUCUGCGUAGUCUUAUCGAUCGAUUGGGAGAUGCCAAAGACCAAGUAAGAGAACAAGACCAAGCACUGCUACUUAAGAUCAUGGAGCAAGCUGCAUCUCCACAGUAUGUGUGGGACCGAAUGCUGGGAGGCUUCAAACAUAAGAACAACAGGACCAGGGAAGGAGUCUGCCUUUGCCUUAUUGCCACAUUGAAUAUGUACGGAGCUCAAGGCUUGACGCUCAGUAAGAUUGUCCCCCACAUAUGUAACCUGCUGGGAGAUCCCACAAGCCAGGUACGAGAUGGGGCUAUGAGUUGUUUGGUGGAGAUCUACCGACACGUGGGUGAGAGGGUGAGGAUGGAUAUCAGCAAGAAGGGCCUCCCUCAGUCACGGUUGAAUGUAAUCUUCAGCAAAUUCGACGAGGUUCAAAUAUCUGGUAACAUGAUCUCCUCUUCCUGCUCAGAUAAGAACUUUGAAGAUGAGGACUCAGUUGAUGGAGGCCGGUCCUCCUCCUCAUCAUCAUCCAAAGCACCUCCUAGUGGCAAGAGGUCUAUACUGACUGCGAGAAGACCAAGCUCAGCAACCUCAGCAAAGGCCACAGGUAAAGAGCCAGCUGCUGGGGCUGUUGAUGAAGUGGAUUUUAUAAAAUCUUUUGAAGAUGUGCCCUCCGUCCAGAUUUACUCUAACAGAGAGCUGGAAGAACACAUGACAAAAAUCAGAGACGUUCUGUCAGAUGACAAGCACGACUGGGAGCACAGAGUGGUAGCACUGAAAAAGGUUCGCUCGUUAAUGCUGGCUGGCGCAGCGGAGUAUGAGGGAUUCCCUCAGCAGCUGCGUUUGUUGGAGGCACCGCUCAAACUAUCGGCGAAAGAUCUACGCUCCCAGGUGGUCCGUGAGGCCUGCAUCACACUAGGACAUUUAUCAUCACUGCUGGGUAACAAGUUUGACCAUGGAGCAGAGAGUGCCAUGCCUAUACUGUUGAACCUUGUGCCCAAUAGUGCAAAAAUCAUGGCCACAUCUGGAAUGGCUGCCAUCCGCCUUAUCCUUAGGCAUACGCACUAUCCACGUCUUAUCCCCAUCAUUACAAGUAACUGCACUUCUAAAUCAGUCGCAGUCAGACGACGCUGUUAUGAAUUUUUAGACCUAAUGCUACAAGAGUGGCACACCAAUACACUGGAAAGGCAUGUGGCUGUUUUGACUGAGACCAUCAGGAAAGGCAUACAUGAUGCUGACUCAGACGCCAGAUCCAUUGCAAGGAAGUGUUAUUGGGGCUUCCACGGUCACUAUAGCCGAGAGGCAGAACAUCUCUUCCAAGCACUGGAGUCUACAUAUCAGAAAGCGCUCCAGACUCAUUUAAAGAGUUCGGACAGCAUUGUCUCUCUACCCCAGUCAGAUCGUUCCUCAUCGUCGUCUCAGGAGAGCCUAAACCGACCUCCGUCUGUGAAGACGGUCAUUGGAGGCAGCAUAGCAAGGACUAAACUGGUGAGCACCCGGAUGCCUAUUAUAACGAGUUCCCUCCAGCGUUCACGAAGCGACGUCGAUGUAAAUGCUGCCUCCAGCGCCAAGUCAAGGGUGUCAAUUGUGCCUACAUCUUCGGCAUUCAGCUCAGCAGCUGCCCUUCCCCCUGGAUCCUAUGCAUCUUUAGGUCGUGUUCGUACCAGAAGACAAAGCUCAGGUAGUGCAAGCGGAGCUAGUUCUUCAGCGGUGGACAGUAGAGGACGGAGUCGAGCUAAAGUGGUGUCUCAAUCUCAGCGAUCCAGAUCGGCCAAUCCCAUCAGUGCUGGCAGUCGCUCCAGCUCCCCAGGCAAACUUCUUGGGCACAGCAGCUAUGGUCGGAUCCCUCGGGCAGCAAUAUCUGCUUCCAGCACACCAGCUGACAAACGUAGCAGGAUCCCUCGCAGCCAAGGGUGCAGCAGAGAGACGAGUCCGAGUCGAAUGGGCUUAGCCCGGAGCCGCAUACCCCGCCCUAGCAUGAGUCAGGGUUGCAGUCGCGACACUAGUCGCGAGAGCAGCCGUGACACCAGCCCUGCUCGCGGCUUUACUCCUCUGGCUUCCCGACGGCAUUCUCGUUCAACCAGUGCUCUCACAGCUGACCCCCAUGGCCAGUCAGAACGUUAUGGUUUGAUUCACCAAGCUAGAAUCUCAGCAUCAGUCAACGCUAUGAGGGUUCUUAACACUGGCACUGAAGUGGAAGCAGCAGUUGCUGAUGCUCUGAGGAAGCCAAUGAGGCGACGAUAUGAAUCACCAGGGAUAUACUCCGAUGAUGAUGCCAACAGCGAUGCCUCCAGUGCCUGCUCAGAACGUUCUUAUGGCUCAAGAAAUGGCGGCAUCCCUCAUUAUCUUCGCCAGACUGAGGAUGUCGCAGAGGUCCUGAACCACUGUGCCAGCUCCAAUUGGUCAGAGCGUAAGGAGGGACUUCUGGGUUUGCAGAAUCUCCUCAAGGGUCAAAGAAUACUGAGCCGAGUGGAGCUGAAGAGACUUUGUGAAAUCUUCACAAGAAUGUUUGCAGAUCCACAUAGCAAGAGAGUGUUCAGCAUGUUCCUAGAGACCUUAGUGGAUUUUGUCACUGUACAUCGCGACGACUUGCAGGACUGGCUGUUUGUCCUUCUCACGCAACUGCUAAAGAAGAUGGGAGCAGACCUACUUGGCUCAGUCCAAGCUAAAGUCCAAAAGGCCCUGGAUAUCACAAGGGAGUCUUUCCCAUUUGACCAACAGUUCAAUAUAUUGAUGAGAUUCAUUGUCGAUCAGACACAGACACCAAACCUCAAGGUAAAGGUUGCGAUUUUGAAGUAUAUUGAGUCUUUGGCACGGCAGAUGGACCCAACAGACUUUGUCAACUCCAGUGAGACUCGCCUGGCUGUAUCACGUAUCAUCACCUGGACCACUGAACCCAAAAGCUCAGAUGUCAGAAAGGCAGCCCAGGUGGUGCUGAUAUCAUUGUUUGAGCUGAACACACCGGAGUUUACUAUGCUGCUGGGAGCUCUGCCCAAGACGUUCCAGGAUGGCGCCACCAAAUUAUUGCACAACCACUUGAAGAACUCUAGUAAUGCCGGUAGCAGUGUGGGAUCACCAAGCAACUUCAUUGGGCGUGUGCCACCUCGCCACACACCCAAUCGAACCAGCCCACUCACCUCUCCUACUAACUGCUCACAUGGAGGAAUGUCUCCAAGUGUGAUGGAGUAUGACACUGAGAACAUGAACGCGGACGACAUUUACAGCUCACUACGUGGUGUCACUGAGGCCAUCCAGAGCUUUAGCUACCGCAGCCAGGAGGACCUGAAUGAGUCAAUAAGACGGGAGGGCAAGAGAGAUGAUGCAGCUGGCAGAGAAGGAAUUGCGUCAACCCCUGGUUCUGAAGCUCGCCUAGGCUUGGACGUACCGGAAGGGGGUCGAACUGCUUUGGACAACAAGACUUCACUGCUAAAUACACCAUCACCGCGCUCCUUCUCUGGGCCACGAAUUCGGGAGUUUGCGCCUUAUGGCCAUGGAGAAACCAUCUGUACCUAUGACAAGAGUGCCCUUAAGGAGGCUGUUUUUGAUGAUGAUGUGGAGCAGUUUCGUGACUGCCAACGUAACGAAAGUGGUGAAAACACGGUGAUGCUCUCUGUUGGUCAGGACAACUCCGACUUGGUUGCCGAUCUGCUUAAGGAGUUGUCCAAUCACAAUGAGCGCUCUGAAGAACGUAAAAGUGCCCUGGUGGAGCUUCUGAAGAUCACACGAGAAGACAGCCUGGCUGUGUGGGAUGAACAUUUUAAAACUAUUCUCCUCCUCCUUCUGGAGACACUAAGCGAUAAAGAUCAUACCAUCCGAGCCUUGGCACUGCGUGUCUUGAAAGAAAUAUUAAAGAAUCAGCCAGCCCGAUUCAAGAACUAUGCAGAGCUAACCAUCAUGAAGACCUUGGAAGCCCAUAAAGAUUCUCACAAAGAGGUGGUGCGUGCGGCCGAGGACGCCGCUUCGACAUUGGCCGCAUCCAUCCAUCCGGAACAGUGUGUCAAGGUGCUGUGUCCAAUUGUACAGACAGCAGAUUACCCAAUCAACCUGGCUGCCAUCAAGAUGGAAACAAAAGUCAUUGAACGCAUCACUAAAGACUCUCUAAUACAGUUGCUGGUGGACAUCAUCCCAGGACUCCUGCAGGGUUAUGACAACACAGAGAGCAGCGUUCGCAAAGCCAGCGUUUUCUGUCUGGUGGCAAUAUACUCUGUUAUCGGCGAGGAGCUCAAGCCCCACCUGGCACAACUCACAGGCAGUAAGAUGAAAUUACUGAAUCUGUACAUCAAGCGUGCCCAGACCACAAACAGCAAUAGCAGCAGUUCCUCGGAUGUCUCCUGUCACAGUUAAUAGACGGAUGUUCCGCUGGAAAUCAUGCAAAUGAACGUUGCUGUCCUACUCGGGGACCCACCUAGUCUAAUUUUUUUUCCACCUUCACAUUUUUACUGCUGUUUUCUUGCGUUUUUCGCGGCUCCACCCCAACGCUUUUGUGCUGAAAACUUUGGAAUGUGGUGUGGAUGAAGAGAGAUCAUUUAUCCACCUUUGUUGCUUCAAGACUAAGCUUUUUGUGCAAAUUUGUCAUUUUUCUCCUGUACAUUUUUCUGUUUUUCCAUUUAGCUACCAGAUUUAGCUGAAUAAAAACCUCAGUCACUACACAGUGAAAUGUGCAAAUGAACUUUUUGGUGCAACAAAUAAAUUUUUUUUAAAACUGUAUAUGUACAAACUGAAAACAAAUCAGAAAAAAACUGUACUGUAUUAUAAUUUCAGGUAGUAUUUAGUUAAAUUGCGUUGAAUGUUUUUGUUAAUCUCAUUUUAAAUUGAAAGUAUCUUAAUUUAAUUGAUUCCCAUCUGCGUAAAAACUGCAGCUUUAUGUUCCUUCCACAUUCUAUUAUUAACAUGGUAUUGUAUGUCAGGCUACUGUUGGGCUGAUGUAACUUGAGUGACAGAAAGUUUGAAGCUUUGUAAGUACUGCAAAUGUCUUUUCUAUCUUAAAAUGGGAGAGAGCAACAAUCUGAAGCUGUCACUAUGUUCACGUCAUGCACGGAACAUGCAGAACUGCAGCGAGGGACCGGCUUGUACAAAACUGUAAACUAUCUGCUUACAAAAACUGUGAAUCUGUUGGGGGGGCCUGACCCUUGUAAUGAUGCAAACACAGUACAGUAUUCUGCUCUAUGUAACUCCAGCCUCUACUUUUAUCAGAAAACCCACAAGGGUUAGGGUUAGGGUUAGGUUGUACAGUAUAUAUACACUUUAAAAUUUCGGUUUUGCAACAUUUUUCCAAAAUGUAAGUUGCCUAUGUCAAUCUUUUGCACGUUAGCCUGCACUUAACCUGCAAGCACGUCGUCUUUUAUGCUGUAUGAAGGGCCCAGGUUUUUGGCUGUUUAAGUGCACUUGUAAUAUUGUAUUGCUCAACUCAUUACUUCAGUAUAUGCCACCAUCUGUUUAUCGGUGGUGCAUUUGGUAGACACGUUCAGAAAUGUUCUUUUAAUUUUAGCAUCAUAUUUAAGAUCUUAAUGGGUAUGAAAAGCUUUAAAUGUUUGGAAAGUCAACUACUUUUCUUGGGUUAAAUAUGAUUAUAUAGAAUACAUUCCUUUUUUUUGCAAAUGUAUUAUUGAUUUAAAAAUGUAAAUUCUGCUGGUGUAAAAAGGCCCUCUCUACCUGGUGAGUCAUUUCAAUGAGAAUCCCACACAAUGAGGUCUGUUCUUUUGACGACAGUAAAUCUGUGUCACUUACUUUCAACACAUUUUCUUUUAUAAUAUUCGAUUCAAGGUACUAACAGUGACAUUACCCCUUACACAGACCCAUGUCUGACAUCUUUAACACCUUUUGACAAUCUCACAUAAUUGCCAAAUCCAUGAUUGGUGUCAAAUAUAUACUUGUUGUAAGGGGGAGUCAUCUAUUACGACAUCCAAACAGACAUGAGGCAGUAUUUUAUACCAAAGGUUUUUUUAAUUGGUUUUAUUUUGCAAUGCAAAUUGAACCCUUAAUAUUUAUUAUCCUUAUUUUAUUCUACUUCGUCAACAUAAACUGUACUGAAGGAUGUUUUUCGUUAACAGCCACCCAUGAUAGACUUCAACAACAGAAAUGGUUUGCUCAAGUAAUAAAAAGACUUGUUGCUCUGGAA
This is a messenger RNA of Syngnathoides biaculeatus (alligator pipefish), 7165 nucleotides long. RefSeq names its product cytoplasmic linker associated protein 1a (gene clasp1a). Gene Ontology annotation, molecular function: kinetochore binding; microtubule binding. The coding region runs from base 802 to 5391 and encodes 1529 amino acids. Lineage: Eukaryota; Metazoa; Chordata; Actinopteri; Syngnathiformes; Syngnathidae. The transcript is spliced from 41 exons. Gene Ontology annotation, cellular component: cytoplasmic microtubule; microtubule organizing center; spindle microtubule. Gene Ontology annotation, biological process: mitotic spindle assembly. The record is from RefSeq and is a predicted model, not a curated record.